Molecule: messenger RNA, 1813 nt
Organism: Hydra vulgaris (swiftwater hydra)
Lineage: Eukaryota; Metazoa; Cnidaria; Hydrozoa; Anthoathecata; Hydridae
Biological process (GO): multicellular organism development; negative regulation of Ras protein signal transduction; negative regulation of MAP kinase activity
Cellular component (GO): cytosol; membrane
Source: RefSeq, a predicted model, not a curated record
GUUAGAAAAUUUCAUUUUCACAAAAGCUUUCGAGAUUUAACACAAUGACUGAAAUUGGUAUUAAGCAAAAAAUAUAUACUAUAUAAAUAUAAAGUAUAGAUUUUGAACGACGUUUACAAUUAGCGACUUUUAUCAUUUUAUGUUCUUUUCUUUUUCUCUAAUUAAUUUUCAAUGAAAGCAAACGUAAAAUGCUUUUCGUGCCACCGUUUUAUUGAAACUCACUACUAACUACAAAUUACGAAUGGCAGCAAAAAGAUUUUGCAAGUUAAUUUAAAAACAUCUUGUUUUGAUAUUUUAAACAAAUGAGAUUGCUAAAAUUUAUAAGAAGAGCAUAAUGUAUAAAGACCAAGAAGAUAUCGAAAAAGAUGAGCUCAUGUGGGUAAAAGCUGGGGGGCCGGGUGAGAAACCUACUAUUAUAAGACAAGUUUGUUCUGACUCAUCAUCUUGUAGCUCACGCGAAAAUUCUGGUGAAUCAUCGAAUGGUGUCAAACAAACUCUUUUAUUGAGCCCUAAAGUUGGUCUUACAUCUCGUGUUCCCAGUAACGAUUCAAUGCAUAAUUUUGGGCAUUUAGGCAGAACAUCCAGUGAAGACUCUCGCGUUAUUGUUCUAAACGUUUCUCAAUCCCCGUAUCCUUAUUCUAUUGAUAAAGAAAAAGUAAAACGAUUGAAAAUUUCUCAAGGAAUUUAUGCUGCAAGUAAGGAUGAAAAAGGUAGCACCAUUAAUAAUUUUAAAACUAGUUCAUUUAGUAACAACACAGAUGACAGUCAGGUUUCAGUAUGUGAUUUAAUACUGAAAUCUAAAAGUCAACCUGUUGAUUUUUUACCUCGUUUUUCUCCGAUGACUGCGAUCAAAAGGUCUUCAAGCGACGAUUCCCCUCAAAAAAGCUCAUCUCUUAAUCAUGGAUAUCCUAAAACAAAAAGCAAAGAAGGGUAUACUACGUUAAUCAAAGAUUCUCCAAACCCAAACAUAUCGGAAACAGCCCGUUCAAAAACACUACCGAGUUCUUGGCGACCAGCAUAUUCAAAAGACCAUCAAAAGGACUUUUCAAAGUUUUCAAAAAGCAUUGCAUUAGAACAAGUAGUUAGCUUUCAGGAUGAAUUAUAUAAUAAAUCUUCGGAGAUUACAACUUCGCAAGUAAAAUUAAAAAGAAAAAAGUCGCGUAAAAAGUUCAGGCAUAAUUUUGAAAAUGUUAUCGAGGUAGGAACUUGCUUCGUUUGCUUGAGGUCUGCUGUAUAUCAUACGCAAGACAGCGAUGAUACGGGUAGUUCAUUAGAUCACCCAUGCAAAUGCCAACCCUGUAGUUCAAAUAUCUGUGGACGAUGGUGCGUGAUUACGUUAAUGAUAUGUUUUUUUCCGUUUUUAAUAUUUUACCCACCAAUAAAGGCGUGUCUAAAUAUACACGACUUACGAGUUAAAAGGAAAAAAAGACACAGCGAGAAAAGGGAAAAAUUAAAAAAAUCAUUAGUACACGACGAAGUUGAAAGUUAAAAAAGAAAAAUCCUAAAAGAAAUUAGAUAAAAAAUGAUGAACGCACCUAAAAAAUAAAUAUUAAAACGAAGUGACCGUUGAUACAUUCCGUUAAACUGACACCUGCUGAUAUUUGACAUCUAAUAAUUGGUCGUAAAAACCAAAAGAAAAGUUUUAAAACUUAAUGUAACAUUAUAUAUAAUAUAACAUUAUUUAUAUAAAUAUAGUAUUUAUUUUUGUUUUUAAUAAAUGAUUAUUUAUAUUUAUAUAUUUUUUGUUAAAAAUCGUUGUGGAGUUUUUCAAUUAAUAAGUAGUAAAAUUUUGUGGUAGAUUAUAAUUGUUUUA